AUGGCGACAGAAAACGGAGCAGUCGAGAUGGGAAUCCAGAGCUCAUCAACAGAGAAGGAACCUGUCCCCCCAGAUCCAGAGAAGGAACCUGCCCCCCCAGAUCCAAAGAAAGAAUCUAGCCCCUCAGACCCAAAGAAGGAAUCUGGCCCCCCCACCAUGAAGGAAGGUGCCCCAGAGAAAGGGGAAGGUGGCCUGGCCGAGCCCGCAGCUUCCAGCCAGGGCCCUGAGGGAGAAGGCGCCGUGGGCAGCGUUGGGCAGCCGGCAGCCCUGCCCCAGCAGACCCGGACGGCUGAGGCCAGCGUCGAGAAGCCCAGCGACGGCGACAACCAGGAGUUCUCGAGCAGCCAGGAUCCUGGAGAGUCCAAGGAGCAAAAGAAGGUCGUGGAGAGUCAUGCAGUGGCCAGGAGGGGCUCACCAGCCUUCCUGCAUUGCCCCAGCUGCCCUGCUGCCAUCCCCAGCCCAGAGAAGCCGCUGGCUGAGAAGCCCCCAAACGAGACCUUGGAGCUCAUCUUUGAAGGGGUGCCCGUGAGCCCCAGCCCCCCAGAUCCCGUGCCAGCCAAAGCAGCAGAAGGAGGGGAAAACGUCCCGCGAGGCAGCCAGCAGGAAGCCGGAGAGAAGGCCUCGGGCCGGGCUGAGGUGGAAGGGGACACCUCGAGGGGGAUGGAGUUCCAGGCUGUGCCCCCCGCGGCGAGAUGGGAGGUGGGGCAGCCCCUCAGCCUCACCGCCAGGGAGGAGGACUGCUUCCAGAUCUUGGACGAUUGCCCGCCUCCCCCGGCCCCCUUCCCCCACCGCAUUGUGGAGCUGAGGACCGGGAACGUCAACAGCCAGUUCAGCAUGAACUCCAAGGAGACUCUGGGAGGCGGGAAGUUCGGAGCCGUCUGUACCUGUACAGAGAAAGCCACUGGCCUCAAGCUGGCAGCCAAGGUCAUCAAGAAACAGACGCCCAAAGACAAGGAAAUGGUGAUGCUCGAGAUCGAGGUUAUGAACCAGCUCAACCACCGCAACCUGAUCCAGCUCUACGCAGCCAUCGAGACCCCCCACGACAUCAUCCUGUUCUUGGAGUACAUCGAGGGCGGAGAGCUCUUCGAGAGGAUCGUGGACGAGGACUACCAGCUGACUGAGGUGGACACCAUGGUGUUUGUCCGGCAGAUCUGCGACGGGAUCCUCUUCAUGCACGAGAUGCAGGUUCUGCACCUGGACCUCAAGCCAGAGAACAUCCUGUGUGUCAACAACACCGGCCACUUGGUGAAGAUCAUUGACUUCGGCCUGGCACGGAGGUACAACCCCAAUGAGAAGCUGAAGGUGAACUUUGGGACCCCGGAGUUCCUGUCCCCCGAGGUGGUGAAUUACGACCAAAUCUCCGACAAGACGGACAUGUGGAGUAUGGGGGUCAUCACCUACAUGCUGCUGAGCGGCCUCUCCCCCUUCCUGGGAGACGAUGACACAGAGACCCUGAACAACGUCCUGGCUGCCAACUGGUACUUCGACGAGGAGACCUUCGAGGCUGUGUCCGAUGAGGCCAAAGACUUCGUCUCCCACCUCAUCGUCAAGGACCAGGGGGCCCGCAUGAGCGCUGCCCAGUGCCUCGCCCACCCCUGGCUCAACAACCUGGCCGAGAAAGCCAAGCGCUGCAACCGACGCCUCAAGUCCCAGAUCUUGCUUAAGAAAUACCUCAUGAAGAGACGCUGGAAGAAAAACUUCAUCGCUGUCAGCGCUGCCAACCGCUUCAAGAAGAUCAGCAGCUCAGGGGCACUGAUGGCGCUGGGGGUCUGA
This is a messenger RNA of Pipistrellus nathusii (Nathusius's pipistrelle), 1773 nucleotides long. NCBI's taxonomy places the organism in Eukaryota, Metazoa, Chordata, Mammalia, Chiroptera, Vespertilionidae. The record is from the annotation of a GenBank genome assembly.